This is a messenger RNA of Octodon degus (degu), 3587 nucleotides long. RefSeq names its product ubiquitin like modifier activating enzyme 1 (gene Uba1). Gene Ontology annotation, biological process: protein sumoylation. Lineage: Eukaryota; Metazoa; Chordata; Mammalia; Rodentia; Octodontidae. The transcript has 26 exons. Gene Ontology annotation, cellular component: SUMO activating enzyme complex; cytoplasm. Gene Ontology annotation, molecular function: SUMO activating enzyme activity. The record is from RefSeq and is a predicted model, not a curated record. The coding region runs from base 220 to 3396 and encodes 1058 amino acids.
GUUUUGUUCCGGCCUUAGGCUCCGCCGCCGCCAUCUUGUGUCGGCGGCUGAAGGGACGGAGGUUGUGGGAAGACCAUACCACUACCGCCGGGGGCGGAGAAGGCGGUGUUCCUAGGUGGCCCAGGCGGCUGGGAGGAGGAGAAGGAGGAGGGUGGCGGCCGGGCUUGGCUUCGGCUCCUUGAGGAGUUGGCGGCGGCGAGACCCGGGGAACCGGCAUUGAUGUCCAGCUCGCCGCUGUCCAAGAAACGUCGCGUGUCGGGGCCUGAUCCAAAGCCGGGUUCUAACUGCUCCCCUGCCCAGUCCGUAUUGUCCCAAGUGCCCUCAGUGCCAACCAACGGAAUGGCAAGGAACGGCAGUGAAGCAGACAUAGAUGAGGGCCUUUACUCCCGGCAGCUGUAUGUGUUGGGCCAUGAGGCAAUGAAGCGACUGCAGACAUCCAGUGUCCUGGUCUCAGGCCUGCGGGGCCUAGGAGUAGAAAUUGCUAAGAACAUCAUCCUUGGUGGAGUCAAAGCUGUCACUCUACAUGACCAGGGCACUGCCCAGUGGGCUGACCUUUCCUCCCAGUUCUACCUACGAGAGGAGGACAUCGGUAAAAACAGGGCUGAGGUGACCCAGCCCCGCCUUGCUGAGCUCAACAGCUAUGUGCCUGUUACUGCCUACACUGGGCCCCUCGUUGAGAACUUCCUUAGUGGCUUCCAGGUGGUAGUCCUCACCAAUAGCCCCCUGGAGGACCAGGUGCGAGUGGGAAAGUUCUGUCAUAGCAGUGGCAUCAAGCUUGUGGUGGCAGACACUCGAGGCUUAUUUGGGCAACUUUUCUGUGACUUUGGAGAGGAAAUGGUUCUUACAGAUUCCAAUGGGGAACAGCCACUCAGUGCUAUGGUUUCUAUGGUCACCAAGGACAACCCUGGAGUGGUUACCUGCCUGGAUGAAGCCCGACAUGGGUUUGAGAGUGGUGAUUUUGUGUCCUUUUCCGAAGUACAGGGCAUGAAUGAGCUCAACGGAAAUCAGCCCAUAGAGAUCAAAGUGCUGGGUCCUUAUACCUUCAGCAUCUGUGACACCUCCAACUUCUCUGACUACAUCCGUGGAGGCAUCGUCAGUCAGGUCAAAGUACCUAAGAAGAUUAGCUUUAAAUCCUUGCCAGACUCGCUGGCAGAGCCUGUGUUUGUUAUGACGGACUUCGCCAAGUAUUCUCGCCCUGCCCAGCUGCACAUUGGCUUCCAGGCCCUGCACCAGUUCUGUGCUCAGCACAACCGGCCCCCUCGACCCCGCAGUGAGGAGGAUGCAACCAAACUGGUAGCCCUAGCACAGGCUGUGAAUGCAGAAGCCCUGCCAGCAGUGCAGCAGGACAGCCUGGAUGAGGACCUCAUCCGGAACCUUGCCUAUGUGGCUGCUGGGGAUCUGGCACCCAUAAAUGCAUUUAUCGGGGGCCUGGCUGCUCAGGAGGUCAUGAAGGCCUGCUCUGGAAAGUUCAUGCCUAUCAUGCAGUGGCUGUAUUUUGAUGCCCUUGAAUGUCUUCCAGAGGACAAAGAGGCCCUCACAGAGGAGAAGUGCCUCCCGCGUCAGAACCGUUAUGAUGGGCAGGUGGCUGUGUUUGGCUCAGAUCUGCAAGAGAAGCUGGGCAAACAGAAGUACUUCCUGGUGGGUGCAGGGGCCAUUGGCUGUGAACUGCUCAAGAACUUUGCCAUGAUUGGGCUGGGCUGUGGUGAAGGCGGAGAAAUUAUUGUCACAGACAUGGAUACCAUUGAGAAAUCAAAUCUGAACCGACAGUUUCUGUUCCGGCCCUGGGAUGUUACGAAAUUAAAGUCUGACACAGCUACUGCAGCUGUGCGCCAGAUGAAUCCACACAUCCGGGUGACAAGCCACCAGAACCGUGUGGGUCCUGACACAGAGCGCAUCUACGACGAUGAUUUUUUCCAAAACUUAGAUGGCGUGGCCAAUGCCUUGGACAAUGUAGAUGCCCGCAUGUACAUGGACCGACGCUGUGUUUACUACCGGAAGCCACUGCUGGAGUCAGGCACGCUGGGCACCAAAGGCAAUGUGCAGGUGGUGAUCCCCUUCCUGACAGAGUCCUACAGCUCCAGCCAGGAUCCACCAGAGAAGUCUAUCCCCAUCUGUACCUUGAAAAAUUUUCCCAAUGCCAUUGAGCAUACCCUUCAGUGGGCUCGAGAUGAGUUUGAAGGUCUCUUCAAGCAGCCAGCAGAAAAUGUCAACCAGUACCUUACAGACCCUAAGUUUGUGGAGCGGACUUUGCGGCUGGCAGGUACCCAGCCAUUGGAAGUGCUGGAGGCUGUUCAGCGCAGCCUAGUGCUGCAGCGACCACAGACUUGGGCAGACUGUGUGACCUGGGCCUGCCACCAUUGGCACACCCAGUACUCCAACAACAUCCGACAGCUGCUGCACAACUUCCCUCCUGAGCAGCUCACAAGCUCAGGAGCUCCAUUCUGGUCUGGGCCCAAACGCUGUCCACACCCACUCACCUUUGAUGUCACCAAUCCCCUGCAUCUGGACUAUGUAAUGGCUGCUGCCAACCUGUUUGCCCAGACCUAUGGGCUGAUGGGCUCUCAGGACCGAGCUGCUGUGGCCACACUCCUACAGUCUGUGCAGGUCCCCGAGUUCACCCCCAAGUCUGGUGUCAAGAUCCAUGUGUCUGACCAGGAACUGCAAAGCGCCAAUGCCUCUGUUGAUGACAGCCGUCUAGAGGAGCUCAAGGCAACGCUGCCUAGCCCUGAAAAGCUGCCUGGAUUCAAGAUGUGCCCCAUUGACUUUGAGAAGGAUGAUGACAGCAACUUCCAUAUGGAUUUCAUUGUGGCUGCAUCCAACCUCCGGGCAGAAAACUAUGACAUUCCCCCUGCGGAUCGGCACAAGAGCAAGUUGAUUGCAGGGAAGAUUAUCCCAGCCAUUGCCACAACCACAGCUGCUGUGGUUGGCUUAGUGUGUCUGGAACUAUACAAGGUAGUGCAGGGGCACCGAAAACUUGACUCCUACAAGAAUGGGUUCCUCAACUUGGCCCUACCAUUCUUUGGCUUUUCUGAACCCCUGGCAGCACCACGGCACCAGUACUAUGACCAAGAGUGGACGUUGUGGGAUCGCUUUGAGGUACAGGGGCUGCAGCCUAAUGGGGAGGAGAUGACCCUCAAACAGUUCCUUGACUACUUCAAGACACAGCACAAAUUAGAGAUCACCAUGCUGUCCCAGGGUGUGUCCAUGCUGUAUUCCUUCUUCAUGCCAGCUGCUAAGCUCAAGGAACGGUUGGAUCAGCCGAUGACAGAAAUCGUGAGCCGUGUGUCGAAGCGAAAGCUGGGCCGCCAUGUGCGGGCGCUGGUGCUUGAGCUAUGUUGCAACGACGAGAGCGGUGAGGACGUCGAAGUCCCCUAUGUUCGAUACACCAUCCGCUGACCCCUGUGUACUCCAGGAGGCUGACCCUACCCCCUUCCCUCAGACCCCUUCCAGCCUCAGGUUCCCAUUUGACCUCUGGCAGUGGCUCAGCCAGCCAAGCCUGGUGUUCCUUUAUCAACUCCUUACCAAAACCCCUCUUGCCACUUUUCUCCUUUAUUUGGAACCUGAAUCCUAAUAAAAAAGGUAUUAAC